UGCCAACCAGGAUUAUUUCUGGUGUGCGAUUAAUGUGCGAUUUAUGUGCGAGUUUGUGCGAUGUUGUAUGUCAUUCACUGGCUGUUAUGCGAUUUCUAUGCGAUUUCUAUGCGAUUAAUAAUCUUCCUGUUUGUAUUUGCAGAUGGCUCCAGAACUCAUUCUCCCCUUGGCUGAGCAUUUUCCUGGGCGUAUCACUUACCGAGGAAAUGGGUACUUUGCUUCUAUUAAAGCAAAGUUUGAAGCCUUUAACCUGACCGAGAGGGUGAAGGAAACUCCUUUUGGAGUUUUUUGGAAUGCGAAUGAACUGAAAUUCUCCGGGGUGAUUGUGCAUCAACUACUGUUGAGGAAAAUGAAAGUGAGUGAGGUAAAGAAUGAUGAAGUGUGGUUUUACGUGGGUAAAACCGAGGCCAGAUUUGGAAGAUCUGAGUUUGGAUUGAUUACGGGACUGAAGAUGAGCGGUGGCCCCUCGACUGAAGAAUUGAAUACACUAUGUGAGUCUGAUCGGAUAUUGCGGGACUACCUCAAUAAUGCCAAACGGGUCACUUUCAAAACCCUUUGGCUAGCUUUUGAGGCGUGCGAUGUGGCCGACGACGUGUACAAGCUGGGGCUGUGUGCAUUUGUUGAAGGAGUGCUUCUAUCUAGGGCUGAGGGUGUUUACAUAUGGUCGGAUAUGCUGAAGUUGGUAGAAAACGAGGAGAAGUUCUUCGAAUAUCCGUGGGGCCUUCUUUCAUAUCAGAAGUUGUUGUCAUCCACAGCCAAAAGUAUGACUGACCUGAGGAAGAACUACCUUGAUAAAUCUACUAAGGAUAAGAAGAAAGGGAAGAAGGAGAAAAAAAUUACUCAACCAGAGGCGAAGUACAAUGUCUACGGAUAUGCACCGGCGCUACAAUACUGGGCCUUUGAGGUGAUGCAGGAUUUGGGGAAGAAGUACGGGCAGUGCAGAGGGACUAGAUUCCCUCGAAUGUUGAAUUGGAGCACCCCCAACACAGUUACGAAACAUGAUGUCAAGCAACCUGAUGUCGCUACCCUAUUCGAGAAAAGGAUGGUUGUUCUUCAAAUUCUGUAUCCUAGGAAUUGGGAGGUGGACUAUUGGAAGAGCAAUUGUGAGGGUGAGGUCCCCACGGUGGAAAUGGGGUUGGAUGAGGUCGAAGAAACGCAAGUCGGGGCGCAAGAUUCGACCGCAUUCCAGACCCAAGCCGAACGGGUGGCGGAUUAUGUGAAAAAGUCCAAAAUUAUUCCACCAUCCCCACCCAAAGAAGCACCAGACGCCUCCACAUCUGCCACCGUGCCCCCAACGCCUGCCACUGUGCCCCCAAGCUCUGCUCCAGCCAAUGACUCCAACUACCUCUUGUUGGCUAAGAGGUUGGAGAAGGUAGAAGCGCAACAAGUUGCGAUUCUGACUGCGCAGACUGAGAUGAAGGCUGACUUCAAGAGAAGUCAGAAAGAGAUGAAGAAUCUUAUCAUGGAUCAAAUUGCGACCGUGAUAAGUUUGUUACAGAAGCAGCCUUCGGAGCCGACACAACCAUCAGGGCCGGCACAGCAAUCAGACCCCACACCAUCAGACACGGCAGAGCCAUUACAGACGGUACAUCCAUCACCGCCGACAUAUGAUGAUGAUGAUGAUGUCUACCCAGAAGAUUGGCAACCUGACGCAUGUGACGUUCCUUCUACUCCUGCAAACGCCAUUGUCAUUUCGCUGGGUGAUACUGAAUCUCAGGAUGUGGAAGAGUUGCAGGGGCCACCAGAUGGAGUGGAGUUCUGUAGGCUUAGGCGAAAGCGCAAGCCGGUUUUCUUGAAUGACUACACUGCUGGGAAGAAGAAACAACGACAUGGGCCCGUGGUAGUAGACACCCUGAAACCGGCGGACGCCCGGCUGUUAAAAUUCUUCCAGAAGUGGAUCACUUAUGCUAGGGACAAUGGCCGUCCUAGGGAUGUUCACCUUUGGCGAAGCCACUAG
Molecule: messenger RNA, 1957 nt
Organism: Cannabis sativa
Lineage: Eukaryota; Viridiplantae; Streptophyta; Magnoliopsida; Rosales; Cannabaceae
Exons: 2
Coding region: 143-1957 (604 amino acids)
Source: RefSeq, a predicted model, not a curated record